Messenger RNA from Aureobasidium namibiae CBS 147.97, 1239 nucleotides. RefSeq lists its product as uncharacterized. Gene Ontology annotation, cellular component: i-AAA complex. Gene Ontology annotation, molecular function: misfolded protein binding. The record is from RefSeq and is a predicted model, not a curated record. NCBI's taxonomy places the organism in Eukaryota, Fungi, Ascomycota, Dothideomycetes, Dothideales, Saccotheciaceae. Gene Ontology annotation, biological process: protein quality control for misfolded or incompletely synthesized proteins. Bases 1 to 1239 code for a protein of 412 amino acids. The transcript is spliced from 2 exons.
AUGUUUUCACGACCAGCGACGAACGCCCUACGGGGUGCUUCCGUAGCACGCACAGGCAGUAGCCGCUGUAUCUCGUCCCUCGGACGGGCCAAAACACGCUCUCAGAUCAGCUUCCACGCUAGAACACCACAUCGAGGCCAACAGUCUCGCGGAAAGGCCUCGUUCACCCGCGGCGCCAAAGAGCUCUGGACCGCCCAUCCCUACCUGGUCUCAUUAGCAGCUGCUGCCAUCCUCGCCGGCUCUGCUGGUAUUGCCUACGCCAACUACCUCUACUCGUCCUACAUCAUCGCCUCGUUCCACAACUACCCCGAGCCCGUCGCCCAGAAGCUGCGUCGCGCCAUCUACUAUACAAACAUCGACCUCGACCCCAAGAAUGCCCUCAAGUACUACAAGCAAGCUCUGGAGAUUGCCAAUGACCUCGGCAUGGAUCCCUUCUCCAACGAGAUCAUCGGCGUCAAGAUCCAGGUCUCGGCCCUGAUGGAAAAGAUCCAGAACUACCCCAAAGCCAUUCAAGUCCUCGAGAUUCUGAGAAACGACUGCUUGGCCUGGGAGCAAAAGUUCGGCCAACUCGACGACCACAAAGAGAAGCGCACACGCAUCAUGAAGCAGCUUGUUGCCAUGUCCGUCAAGCUUGGCGAUCUAUACUCGAACCAAUACGUUCAAGACUCCAAAGCCGCAGAGGAGCGACUUGUUUGGGCUCUAGAGACUUCGCUACGCGAAAAGCAACGCAGACGAGAGCCCGCUGUGCUGGACAAGGAGGGCGAGUGGAUGACCGACAACGAGAUGGGUGCAUCCAUGGAGGCCCUCGCUCACAACUACGAGGAACAAAACAAGCACUACUUGGCCACUCCUCUCUUCCUCCAAGCUCUGAACUUCAAGGCCGACAAAGAUUGCCAUUCCGUCAUCCUCAUGAACAAUCUUGCCAUCUCUAUCGCUCAGCAGAAUCCUCCUCAGUCCCCUGAGUCAAAGGCUCCGUCACGCGCUGUCUUGCUGGAGAAUGCUAAGAGCUGGGCUCAAAAGGCUCUCGAUCUUGCUGCUGAUAUCCAGCCGCCAGUCCGUGAUGAGGAAUGUGAUGUCGGCUGUGCUGUUGCUCUACACAAUCUUGGCGAAUUCGCCGAGAUGAACAAAGACAUCAAAGAAGCCAAGAAGCGCUACAAGGAGGCCAUCAGCCUUGCCAGAGCCAUCAACUUCGAGGAUGGCCUCGAGAAUAGCUCGGCUGCUCUCAGGCGACUAUCGUAG